AACCUUUAGGCGAGUUCUGCCUUCUUCGAUCGAUAUCACGGAAAAAAGAAUACGCUUUCGACUGUCGAAGGUUUUGGAGUUUUUGAGUUUAGAAUUGAAUUGGGAGACAAAGAGCAACGGAUAUGCAGACGUUGGGUGAAUUCAAGCUGCCUCAUUUCUUCAAUUACCCUCCCUAUUUCACUUUGCAGCCAGUGAAGGACACCAGGGAGAAGCAGAUACAGCUCUGGAAGGAGCUGAUACUCGAAUAUUGUCGGACACACAAAAUCUUUGUGGUUGGACUCGAUGAAGACUUCCCACUGUUUAGCAAUCAAGUGAUUGAAAGAUCCCUAAGUCAUGAAGCUAGGGAGGCAUUUCUCUCAGCUCUAGUAUCAGAAGGACGUGCCGAAUGGUUGGAUAAGAGUCAUAGAAAAUGUCUCCUCCUCUGGCAUCGCAUACCUGAUUGGGCCGACCUUAUAAUAAGCUUUGUUAGGGAUAAUGGACUUGAAGACAGUGUGAUGACUGUUGAGGAAAUACGUUCAGGAAUUGAGUCUCGAGGGACAGAGCUUCAUGGAAUGGACCGUACUAUUCUUAUGCGAGCCCUAAAACACCUAGAACACAGGGGGAAGCUCGCGAUCUUCAAAGGGACUUCUGCCGAUGAUGAAGGCGUCAAGUUUUCCAUAUAGUUUGUGUAAUUGCAUAAAUGAUUGGACUUGUUGUGGAAACUGGAUUCUGUCAAAUUUUUAUAGUUAACGGAUGUAUCAGUCUCCCCUUCUGUAA
Molecule: messenger RNA, 756 nt
Organism: Salvia hispanica
Lineage: Eukaryota; Viridiplantae; Streptophyta; Magnoliopsida; Lamiales; Lamiaceae
Gene: VPS25
Product: E2F/DP family winged-helix DNA-binding domain-containing protein
Biological process (GO): protein transport to vacuole involved in ubiquitin-dependent protein catabolic process via the multivesicular body sorting pathway
Cellular component (GO): ESCRT II complex
Molecular function (GO): protein homodimerization activity; structural molecule activity
Source: RefSeq, a predicted model, not a curated record